AUGAACAUCCCGUGUAAUUACAAUAAUAUAAAUAUUAACUGUUCAGUGUCUAUAAAAGCUUCAGAUUUAUUGAAUAACAGAAAUGAAGGUGAUAAUAGAUCAGAUCAUACGUCUGUUGAAAAUAGUUGGUAUAAUAAAGGAAACGUUGAAAAUAAUUACAUCAGUAAUAAUGAAAAAAAUGUGUGCAUGUAUAGUAACUUUUGUAAUGUAUUACAUAGCAACAAUAACAAUAGUAUAAACAGUUCAGGUAAUGAUAUUUAUUACAAUAUUAUUAACUCGCAAAAUAUAGAUAAUACACGUACGGAUGAGGCUAAUAAAAAUAUAAACAAGAAUGUGUGUGUAAAUGUAGAAGACACAAUGAAUCAUAAAAAAAAAAAUAGCAUUAAAGAAAAGCAAAGUGGUAUUUCUUUUGUUAAGUGUGAUAUAGGGAACAGUUUGAAUAUUCAUGAUUCCUUACAACAUAAACAGAAAGAUGAUAACAUAACACACAAGAGUAAUAUAUGUAGCAACAAUGUAAACGUUAAUGUAUUUGGAAGUAAUAAUACUUCAGAUUAUAUAAAUAAUUCAUCUAGUAACGUGUUCAAUAAGGGAAACCUAGAUAUUGGCAAUGUUGUUAACGCUAAACUUUACCACAUGGUUAGUAUGAACACGAAUAGCAGUGAUAAUGGUAUUGUUAAUUAUGACGAGAAUGAAAAUGAUAUUGUUAAAGGUAUUCAGAAUGAUAUGCAUAAUGCUAAUGCUGAUGGUGAUAAAAUAAGAAUUGAUGAAAGCAAGGAGUAUGAUAGUAAAGUAUUGUAUAAUAAUCAUCUUAGUAAAGAUGAUGGAGCUGUAAAUUUAGAAGGUGCGUCUAAUUAUACAUGUAGUUCAUUUUUGAAUAAUAGAGAAUGUAAAAAAACAGAAAUGAACAAAUAUGAAGCUGAAGAUAUGUACUACACAAGUAAAAAAGCUCAUGCAUGCUCAAGUAGUAACAAUCAGUAUGGUGCAAACACAGACUCAUCCUGUAUUAAGAGUGCACAAAGUAAUGUGCAUAAUAACUUGUACAGAAAUGUACUCAUGAAGGGAAAGGAAAGUGUAGGUACUGACCUAAUUCAAAAGAACAAUAGUAUUUUAAGUGAUAGCGUUUCCGAUUAUGGAUAUAGAUCUAAUGUUGAAAAUGGUGAUGCACCAUAUACCAAAUUAGCUUGCCAAGAAAACAAAGUUUCAACUGAUAUUUGUAGUUUAAAUGAUGCAUACAAUCCUAUUUCCAAGAUUAGUGGUAAUGAAAUGAAUUCACUAAAUAAUAAUAUAAUAUACAAUAAUAUCAUAAAUAAUAAUAUAAUUAAUAAUAAUAUUAUAAAUAACAACAUUAUUAAUAACAACAUUAUCAAUAACAACAUAAUUAAUAAUAACAACUUUAUGCACACUUUGAAGAGGACUAUAAAUGAGAGCAUGUGUACAAAAAUAGUAAAUGAAUGUAAGUUGAAUAACAAUAAUAAUUUAUUCAAUGGAGUAAAUAACACGGAGGAUACAAGUAUUAUCGUUAACCAUGUAGAAGGUGUUAGAAAUGGGGAUAAUGUGAACGGUAGUUGUGGUCAUGUUUGUGGAAAAGUCAACAAUGGAAGUAACAAGAUUAGGAAUAUUUUGCUAAAUGAUAACCUUAUAAAUACUAAUAAUAGCACAAAUGAGAGUUCAAGUUGUAGUAGGUAUGAAAAUGAGAAAAUGAAUGUACAAGAUUCAAUUAAUGGAAAGGAAGAAAAUGCAUUAUUAUAUGCAGCUAGUUUUAACCCACAGAAAAUGAUAUUAAGUAGUAAAAACGAACUCAUUGAAAAUUGUUCUAGUACAGUAAAUAAUUUGAACACUUUUGAUAAUUGUAAAUAUUUUGAAAAAAAGCAAGUGAGUACGGAUAGUUUAGUUUAUCUGGAGAAUAGUGAAAGAGGGGAGUUUUUCCCGAAUAAAGAAAAUUACGAUCCUAUCAAGAGCAACGGUAUCCUUGCUGCACAUAUAAAUAAUAUCAAACCAAUAUCAACUUACGAAAAUAAGAACAAUGAGGGUGCCCCACAAAGUUUACACAACCAAUAUAGUACGAGCUGUACUACUUCUACGGAUUCUAAGUUAAAAGUAUAUCAUACCCCAUCUUGUCCCAUAACAGUUGAUAAGAAUUAUAUACCUUUAGAGGAGAUUAUUGAAAAUAAAAAAAUUAUAAAUGAUAAUAAUGUUGUUGAUAUUUCCCCUUGCUCUUGUACAUUACUUGAUAGUAGUAACAUUGUUUAUAUACCAAGUAAUUAUGAACAUAAUAUGGAUAGUGCAAUUGUUAAAAAAGACAUAAAUUCGUGUUUACAAGUGAAAAGAAACUUAUAUACAGAGAAUAAUUAUUUCCAUAAUAAGCCAGAUGUAGAUAAGCAAAUUUAUACAAGUAACCUAGAUAAGAAUAAUAAUAGCAUCAAUACAAAAAUGAUUUUGAGAAAUUGCGAUUACGUGUACAAUGAUAAGAAUGAAAUAAUCACUAAUAGAGUAUGUCAUAAGGAGGAAAGCGAUAUAAUGGGUAGUUAUGUAGACCUAGUGCCUAUCAAAAAGUGUAGAACAGAAUUAAAGAACACAUAUGGAUAUGACUCCCUAGAAAAUAGAUCAAAUGACGUAAAUAUCAGUGAAGCUUGUAAUGUUAUAAGUAAUAGCUUGAGCGCUAAUCAUAAAGAUGCUUAUUAUGAUUAUUAUGUGAAAAAUGAUAGUGCAUGUAUGUGCGGAGAAGGCGGUGAUAGUUCCUCAGUCAUAGGGAAUAAUAAUAACACGAAUAUUAAUAAAGAUGGUAGCAUAUCGAACAAAGAUCAAAAAUUCAAAAUUAACCCUAUUCAUGUAGGAUUCAAGAGCGAUGAAAAUAACGUUGAUGAUAGUUUUAGCAUGUGCAAAUUACUUGAUCAUGCUAGUGGAAAUAAUAUAAGGGUUAACGACAUAAACAUAAAUAAUUUUAGCCAGAAUAAUAAUGAUGCUAUUUAUAAUUACAAUCCGUCUGUUGCUGGCACACAAAACAGCUACAAUGUGAAUAAUAAUUUGAGCAAUAAUAUAAAGCACAAUCCGAGCAACAGUCUGGGUAAUCAUUUGGUCAGUAAUAUGGAGCAGAAUAUGAACAACAAUAUUUAUGAGAAGAUAUCGAGUUCUCCCCAAAAGGACGAUAAGAAAAUAUUCGGUGAAUGUAUGGCAAGCUCAGAUGAUGUCAGACAAGUGUCAAAAAAGGAAACUAAUACGAAAGAGUGUAAUACAAAUAUGCUGAACGAAAUGAUUCAAAUGGAAAGAGAUUUAUUAAACAAAAAAAAUGAAUUAUGUAAGGAGAAAAAUACAGAAGUUUCAACAUAUGCAAACAUGAAUUUAACAGAGGACGUAAAUUCUGACUGUAUGCAAAUGAAUCAUAAUGAGAAAGUAAAUUAUGUAAAUAUAAAAAAAAAAAAAAAAAAAAAAAAAAUGGAUGAAUUGAUUAAUGAUGAAAAAAUAAAUAUUGAGCAUUUAAAAGGAAAUUUUAAAGGUUUUAUCAAAGACGUCGUUAUGCCUUUUAAAAAUAAUUGUAAAAAGAGUAAAACGUAUGAAUUAUGUGCCGGGAGUAACAAUAACAAUAAUAAUAACAGCAGUAAUGACAAUAAUAAUAACAAUAAUAACGACAAUACAAAUGAAAUAUGCCGAGAGAAUUAUAAAACUUAUGAAGCAUAUAAUUCUCAAAAUAGUAUAAAUGAAAUUUGCGAAAAAUUUUUUUUUUUUAAAAAGAAUGUAUGGCCAUAUAUAAAUAACAAUUAUAUAAAUUGUGAUAUAUUAAAAGAUAAAUCAAGAGAAAAAAGUGUGGACGACAAAAUGAGUAACAAAAAUGUGACUUAUCCAUUAUGUAGUACUAAAGCAUUUGAAUUGUGUGAUAAUAAAAAUAUUGUUAAUAAAAAUAGGAGUAACUAUUUAAGUGAACAAAAAUAUUAUGAGACAUUUAUAAGUCCUUGUAAAAAUGAAGAAGAAUUAAAUUAUGAACAAAAUUUAAUGCAUAAUAAAACUAGUUAUGAAAAGAUAAAUGACAAUGAAAAAAACAUGGAGAGAUAUUAUAAUUUGUACAAUAACAAUUGUAGUAAUAAUAAAAAUGAAGAAUGUAAGCUAGAAAAAAGUGAAGAACAGUUUAUGUAUGAAAAUGAAAGAAUCACUAAUAUAAUUAACAACUUUACCACAAAUGACAAUUCAGAAAAUUAUAUCCCGUCAUUAUGUGACUCGUUAAAAGUUCGAAUGGUUAAUGAGGAAAACGGAGUUUCCCCUCAAAAUUGGAUUAAAAAUAACAACGAAUUUUUAAACACUAGUGUAAGCAAAUUUGGAAGAAAUCAGUUCAGUGGUAAUAAUAGUAACAUUAUCAGAAACAGUAAUAGUGAUAGUAAUACAAAUAGCGUUAAUGGUGAAAAUGAUAAAAAUAGGCGAGUUCAAUUGUUUCACCUCCAUCAUUUUAAUGGGAAAAAAAAGAAGAAUGAAGUUUGUUCUAAUGAUUUUAUACAUAAUAAUAGGGAUCUCUAUAAUAACCACCAAAUAAUUGAAAAUAAUCGUGAUGCUGUACCUAGUCUAAUUAAAAGAAAUGUCCCUAGUACUGUAAAUACUAUAAAUGAACAAAAUAAUUUAAGUAAAAUUAAAAAUGGUGCUUCUACUUAUAACUGUAAUUCAAACGGAAUUGCUAUUUCUCUUACCGCGAAUCAUAAUGUUAGUGAUGUGUCUAAUUGUGGAGGUGACAAUGGGGGGAAUGAGGAUCAAACCACUGUUAACCAUAUGUACAAUGUAAAUUUUGUUGGAAAACAAAAUGUGUAUAAAACCAAUAGUAGUAGUAGUGGUCUUCUUCGAACUAGCUGUGGAACGCUGAAUUAUUCAACGAAUAAAAACAUGGAUGUUUUAAAAAAUAUUAGCGGUGUGAAUAGUGUUAGUGGCAUGAAUACUGUUAACAAUUCUAGCAGUAUGAAUAGUACUAACAGUAUUAGCGGAGUGAAUAAUAUUAACAGUGUUAGUAGUAUGCAUCGUGGCGAUAAAACAAAUUAUCAACAAGAUAAGCACAAUGUUAGUGGAGAGCAGACAAAAAAAUCUUUUCCUAAAAAUAUAAUACACACGAAAGUCAUGUAUGAUAGAACAAAUAAUUUACAAUUUGGAUAUGAUAAUAAAUGUGAAUCAUCCAUUUUAAACAGUAUAGAAGUAGCUUGUAAUAACAACCAAACCUGUCGAAAUUUUUUGCAACCAGUGAAAAAUGGGGAAAAUGGUAGUGUCGUUAUUAAUUCAAAUGGGGACAAGUGCUCCAACGGAAUUGUCAUCAACACAUGUCAACCUAAUAAUAAUAAUUCGAUUACUACUACUACUACUGCUACUACUACUUCGGCUACUACUACUUCGGCUACUACUACUACUGCUACUACUGCUACUACAACAACAACUACUACUACUAAUAAUAAUAAUAAUAACUCCGCAGAUGAAAAUAUCUUACAGGAUAACUUCUUAAAACUGUGUAAUAGCCAUUAUAAAAUUACUAAUAAUAUAAAAGAAUUGAAUAUUAACAAGUUAUAUAAUAAUAUGAUGAAUAAGUCCAGCGAUAAAAGUUCUAGCUGUAAUCUUGUUUAUCUUGGCAAUAAUGUGCCCACUUGUGAUGUAAAUAAAGACAAUAGGAACAAUAAAUGGCCAGUUGGUUUAAACUGCUCUAGUAAUAUACCUUUUCAUGGAAAUUAUACCCUUAACAAUGAUAAUGGUAAAGGGAUUAGCAGUAAUGAUAAGGCAGCCCUUGCAAACAGUACUACUGCCGUAGGAGGUGUAAAUGGCUUAUUGAACAAGGACAGUUGUCCCAUAAGAGGAAAAAAAAGAAGAAGAAAGAACAGCGGUAAUGCUACAACCACUGCUACUGCUGCCGCUCCUAACAGUGGUAGAUGUCUUAAAAAAGUAAAACCCAAGGAAUCAAAAGAAAAUAAUGACGAAUUAUACCAGAAAGCAAAAUUUUUACCAAAAAUCACAGGAGUGAGUUAUGACAGAAAACAAAACUUAUGGGUAUCUCACUGGAGGUCUAAUUGUAAAACUGUACAUAAAUAUUUUUCCGUUAAAAAAUAUGGAUUUCAAAAUGCAAGGUUACUAGCUAUUAAUUGUAGAAAACAGAAUGUGAAAUAUAAUGUAGCAAAUAAUAUUUUAAAUUAUAAGUCAUCUGGUAAAUCUUGUUCCCUAUUGAAAGAUAUGGUACUAAGUAAUAAUGAAAACAAUGUUCAUUAUGCAGAUCAUAAUAAUUAUUUAUAUGAAUUAAAUAUGAAAAAAGUUAAUGCUAAAAGUCAGUCAAUCAAAAAGAGAAGAAAGAAAAAGGAUGAAAAUAAUGAAAAAAAGAAUUCAGUUUCGGAAAAUGUGCAAAAUGGAGGAGAAGAAAAAAGGGCUAAAAAUAAUUUUGAUCAAACCAACUGUAGUAAGAACCAACUUGUACUAUCAAAUAUGAGCAGCAAAACUAAGUAUGAGCAAGUAGGUGUAGGAAGGAAAAUGGGAAAUCAAAUGGACAUGCAAACCUCGUUACAAUGUGUAGAAAAAAAAAAAAAUGAAACAUCCUCUGCAAAUAGUAGUACCAAAAUGGUAAAUAAAAAUGCGUACAAGAAAAAAAGAAAUACCUUACAAAAAAUUUCUAAUGAAAAUGAUAAAAUGUGCUACCAACAAGACAUAAAUGAAAAUUUUGACAAACCUCGUGAUGAUACAAAUAUAAACAAAUGUAUGAAUGGAAAUAUAAAACAUGAGAACAAGAUAAAAGAUAACCAAAUAGAUGGUUUCCUUGAGAAAAAAAAAAAUGUGAUAAACAGUCACUUAUACAAGAAACUGAUAAACAAUCAUUUGUAUAAUAAGUUAAUAAAUAAUCAGUUAAGUGAUGGUAAAACUAAUAAUAACAACAUAUUCUGUAAUUUAAUUAAUAGCAGUUUUUAUAUCAAUGUUAUUAAUAAUAAUUUAAAUGCACAUAUGAAGAAGAAAAAAAAUCAAAUCAUAAAUGAACAAACAGAAAAUUAUACAAAUCAUGAAAAUUUUAACAACACUACUUUUUACAGAAAAAAUAAAUGUACCAGCAACACCUUUACUGAUAAUCAAUCUGUAAAUAAUCUAUGUCAAGAAAAUUCAUAUCUGAACAGUAAUCCUUAUAAUGCUAGCAGUGUGUACAAUAACAAACUUAUGACACCUAUAGUACACACAAGUGAUAGCCAUUAUGCCAAAAACAAUGAAAAGUUGAAUAAUAAAAAUAAUACCUGUGUGAGUGAUACCAGUCAACUAACGAGCACUCAAGUGGUGCAGAAUUGUAGUAAUAUGUGCAGAAAAAGCGACGCGCAGAGUUGUAGCAGCUCUCAAAAUAAUAGCGGCACACAAAAUUAUAACAACUUACAAAAUAAUUGUAACUCAUAUAAUUCCAAUAACCAUUUCAAAGAGAAAAGUACGUAUUUCGGUGAAAACAGAGAAUUUUUCACAGGUAAUGUGACCAAUGAAAUGAAGAAAAAUUUUGUAUCUAAUAAUGAGCUUGUGAGAAAUAAUUCAAUGUUUUUGAAAAGCCAACAUAAUGUUGAUGACAACCAUACAAAUAGCAUUAAUAAUAGUGAUAUCGUCAUGAACAGAAGAAGCAGUAUAAACAAAAAAAGUAGUAUGAAUAAUGAAAAUAAUAGAGACAGUCGAAACGACAUUAGCAACAUUACGAGGAGUAAUAAAAAAAAUGAAGAUAUGAAUUCAUGUAGAAUGAAUGAGCUCAUUUCAAAUAAUAAUAACAUACAUGAAGGUGGUAACGAGCUUUUAAGUAAGAACAUUCUAAUUCAAAAUAAACAGUUUUUGAAUAAUAACAAUAAUAAAAAUUUUAGAGACAGAGGAGGAAUUUUAAAUGAAAAUUCCUUUUCAAAUAAUGAGCAAUUUUUUAAUGAUACCAAAUUUGCAGCUAAUUAUAAUAAAUGCGAAAACAUAAAUCAGUGCUUAGGCCAAUUUUAUGAUGACUGUAAAUAUAAUGAUAUACUAAACUGUUCAGAAAUAGAAAAUUCGUGCAUAAAUGAUAAUUAUUUUAAAAGCGAUCAAAUUAAUGGUAAUGUAUUUGAUGGUCAAGCAAAAAAAAUUAGUGCACAAUUUGGUGUUGAUAAAUUAAGCUAUACCAAUUUAAAUAGCACAUAUAUAAGCAAUACAAAUACAGCUAGUAAUGGGGAUCAAAUGGAUAAUGGGAAAAACAAGUUAAUGAUAUCAAAGAUUACUACAAAAUAUAUAUUGACUGAUAUAAAAAAUAAAUGCUUAAGAAAUUGUUCUAUUAAUUUUUUAAAAAGCUUUCCAGAUAUAAAAAAUAUUAUUAAUAAACACAUUGUUAAAAUUUCAGAAGCAAAUUCCAUUAAUACAAUUAAGCCUUACAUUCAUUUAUUUAGUAAUUUAUUGGAAAAAAGAAAAUUACUUCAUAUGUUAUCACCAAAUACGCAGGAACUGUACAUUUACAAUUUACAAAAACUGCCUCUUUAA
Messenger RNA from Plasmodium malariae, 8448 nucleotides. Its product is annotated as transcription factor with AP2 domain(s), putative. The transcript has a single exon. The record is from RefSeq and is a predicted model, not a curated record. Gene Ontology annotation, biological process: regulation of DNA-templated transcription. The coding region runs from base 1 to 8448 and encodes 2815 amino acids. Gene Ontology annotation, molecular function: DNA-binding transcription factor activity. NCBI's taxonomy places the organism in Eukaryota, Apicomplexa, Aconoidasida, Haemosporida, Plasmodiidae.